Molecule: messenger RNA, 828 nt
Organism: Galdieria sulphuraria
Lineage: Eukaryota; Rhodophyta; Bangiophyceae; Galdieriales; Galdieriaceae
Product: small multidrug efflux protein, DMT family
Exons: 3
Coding region: 191-607 (138 amino acids)
Biological process (GO): transmembrane transport
Cellular component (GO): plasma membrane
Molecular function (GO): transmembrane transporter activity
Source: RefSeq, a predicted model, not a curated record
AAAUCAAAUUCUUUCCACAGUUGUUUUCAACAGAAUAGCUGAAUUCUUGUCUCUACUGAUUGGUUCCUAAUGAGGAGCCAUCAUAAGGCAUUGUAAAAAAGCGGUUGAGUGUCUCGAGUCAUACGACUGAACAGUUUAACAGUCUAUUUACUGCAGUUACUCUUCUUGUCUUGCUGUUGCUAUAGCAGCCAUGGUUAUCAACUCGAGGCUUGGCAUCCCUCUAUGGUUGUGUUGGAUUUUCUUUCUAGUUUCCGUCGUUCUUGAAGGUGCUGGAACAACUUGUAUGAAGGCUUCGCAAUCUUUCCAAAAGCGGUUGCCAGCUGCUUGUGCUUUUAUUUGUUACAAUCUUUGUGUUCUUACAAUGGUGAUUGCAUAUACUAGAAUUGAGAUGACUGUAGGGUAUGCGGUUUGGUGUGGUUUGGGCAUAAUCCUUACUAGCUUAGGUGGCAUCUUUUUCUUUGGGGAGAAGCUCUCAUUAGCCAAAGUAGUUGGAAUGAUUGUAACAUUGGUGGGAAUACUGAUUCUUGUGUGGUUUCAGGAAAGUAUUCCUGAAGAGAACGAGUCUACAGUCAGGUUCUCGGAGGAGCCACUCACAGAGAAGGCAUAGAGUGGCAGACUAUAUUUUCAAAUACGCUAAAACUGCACCAACGACUUUUUUGAAAAUAUUCAGUACAUAAAAGUUUUAUAUAUCUAUAUUUUUGUUUGUUCAAUGGUGAACAACUCCUUAGAAAGAAAAUAGUGUUGAAUUUGUGUUGUGGGAGUCCAUCAUGAGUGUUGUAGAGAAUCUAUUCUUGUAACCAAAAGGACCAGAAAGUUGUUGUUGAUUGG